This is a messenger RNA of Scylla paramamosain (green mud crab), 720 nucleotides long. RefSeq names its product adhesive plaque matrix protein-like. The record is from RefSeq and is a predicted model, not a curated record. Gene Ontology annotation, cellular component: extracellular matrix. The transcript is spliced from 3 exons. Lineage: Eukaryota; Metazoa; Arthropoda; Malacostraca; Decapoda; Portunidae. Bases 86 to 556 code for a protein of 156 amino acids.
GUGAAGGUACGGGCGACAAGUUUACUAUAUAAGCAGCGGGCACCCUCACUGCGGCACUCCUUCCCUCGAGCUGCGCAACCCCGACAUGUCUCUCAAGGUUAUUGUUUUGGCGUGUGUGGCGGCUUGUGCCCUGGCAGACCGCCGCCCUUCCUACCACGCCCCCGACCCAUACGCCCCUCCCCCACCCCCACCACCGAGAUACUCUCCACCGGCCUCCUACGGCAAGGCUCCUGAGUACCCCACGGCUCCUCCCAAGUACACGUACAACUAUGGAGUGUCUGACGACUACUCCGGUGCCAACUUCGGCCACUCCGAGAGCCGCGAUGGCUACAAGACCGAGGGCAGCUACACCGUGAACCUCCCCGACGGCCGCAAGCAGAUCGUCACCUACGUGGACAACGGCGACGGUCUGGAGGCCCAAGUGACGUACGAGGGUGAGGCACAGUACCCUGAAUACAAACCAGAACCUAAGUACAAGCCUGAGCCGAAGUACAAGCCCGCCCCAGUGUACCAGCCCGCCCCUGCAUACGGCGCUCCUCCCUCCUACCGGUCCUAAGCCCGUCGCAACGCCCACACUCCCCUAGCACCGUUCCUACCUUGCUCUUGACGUUCUCCGCCCGGCACCCGCCCGCCACCACCCUAGGACUCCGCGGGCUCCUGACUAAUUUUGUUUUGUAUUUGUUGUGCCAAAGUCAUGGAGAAAUAAACUGAAAGCGAGAA